CCCCGGUUCGAUUCCGGGGCUGCGCAUCGUUUUUGCUAUCCGAAUCAUAUCAAAAUGCUAGGACUUCGUUUUGGUUUUGAUCUCUUAAUGGUGCGAGGGCUUCCAAUCUCAUUGAUUGAAAUCAUGGGAUACGCCCAAUGAAGAUUGAGAGAUGCCACCGACGCUUUCCUGAGCCAUAUCUACAACAACUGCGAAACAUCCAAAUACUGGUGGCAAGAGCUAGAAUUUACCAAGCCCAUGAGCUUGAACUCAAUGUUGGCCCCAGCCGACAACUCAUUGGAGAACUUAACAAAAUUAAAUUGGUUCGUCACCACGAUCUUCAAGGUCUGCACCAGAAGGCGUGGCGAGUCGCAGGAUGUGGGCUUCUUAAGUCCGCUACAACCAUCUGAGUUGAAGCGACUACUACAGGAGACCUAUCCUAGGAAUCGAUGACGUAAUAUCCAAUACGUAAACAGAUACGUGCCAUGAGGACCGUCCAGGCCGUGACUAACGGAAGGGGACGGGCCGAGCUAAGACACUUGGUACAUAGCUGGGAGCUGUUUAAAG
This is a messenger RNA of Metschnikowia bicuspidata var. bicuspidata NRRL YB-4993, 546 nucleotides long. RefSeq lists its product as uncharacterized. Lineage: Eukaryota; Fungi; Ascomycota; Pichiomycetes; Serinales; Metschnikowiaceae. The coding region runs from base 253 to 432 and encodes 59 amino acids. The transcript has a single exon. The record is from RefSeq and is a predicted model, not a curated record.